Messenger RNA from Antechinus flavipes (yellow-footed antechinus), 3440 nucleotides. It is a transcript of the gene INPP1, whose product is annotated as inositol polyphosphate-1-phosphatase. The transcript has 6 exons. Lineage: Eukaryota; Metazoa; Chordata; Mammalia; Dasyuromorphia; Dasyuridae. Gene Ontology annotation, molecular function: inositol-1,4-bisphosphate 1-phosphatase activity. The record is from RefSeq and is a predicted model, not a curated record. Gene Ontology annotation, biological process: phosphatidylinositol phosphate biosynthetic process. Bases 1096 to 2304 code for a protein of 402 amino acids.
UGGCAGGUAAACUCCCCAAAGGCACUAACCGGUCCAACAAAGAUUCCAGUCCAUUUUUAAUGCUCGUUUUAAUAUAAAAAUAGCAAUUACUGCAGCUAGGUGGCGCAAUAGAUAGAUGGCUGAACCUGGAAGUCAGGAAGUCCCGAAUUCAAAUUUCUCUCCUCUGAUCCUUCCUAGCUGUGUAAAUCUCUUUACCUCUUUUGGCCUCAGCCUCCGUAUUUGUAAAAUGGGUAUAAUAAUAGUACCUACCACACAGGUUUAUUUUGAGAAUCAAAUGGGAUAAGCGCUGUGUAAAUGCAAGCUAUUGAUAUUUUCAGACUGUUUUGUCAGUUUCAUCUCUUCUGUGUACCCAGUGCUGCCAACCCAACUGUCAAACACUUAAUUCCCCAAGAAAUUGGAAGAAAAGAGAAAGUUUUUUUUUUUCAAGUUUUUCCUUGUAGAUUCCUCUAAGAGAGAAUGACAACAGAGGAUUAGGGGGCUCCAGAGAUCUCUUUUGCCAGCACUUCUUCCUCUGAAUCGUAGCUCCCUAAGUAUGAGUCAAAAAUGUCGUUUGCAGGCUGGGGGGCAGCUGCGGGACGUGUUGCUCCCACCGGAGAGUGACUAUCUGCAAAGUUCACUAGUUUCCCCAAGGCUGCCUCAAAGGAAAUGAGUGGGCGGCCAUCUGCGGCGGAUGCUGGUGUCACCAUUCGUAGAGGAUCCAGGCUGGGGAGCAGAGACGCAUUGGCUCUUCGUUUGAUUUUUUUUUUUUUUUUCAGUCUGAGUCUCCCUUUUCCGCCUCCCUCUGCCCACCUCCUUAGUCCAGGCAGUUAAAGGUUUCAAGGUCUGCCUCCAAAUUCCAGUCCUGGCUCUAGCAUAAACCCUGCUUAUUCUGAUUGCAUCUCCCGGCCUCCUCCUUCUAUUUAACUCUCCUCCUCCUCCUCUUCCUCCUCGUCCUCGUCCUCCUCCUCCUCCUCCGCCUCUUCCGUUCCUCCAGGGAAAGGCAGAAACAUCUGCAUCACCCUUCUCCCACCUCAGCCUCGGUUUAGCAGACAGCAGUCUAGAGUUACUGUGUGGCUUUCACCCUCAACUACGAGCUGAAAGGCACAGCUUUCAGAAAUGUCAGAAAUCCUCCGGGAACUAGUCUAUGUUUCUGAAAAGGCAGCAAACAUUGCCCGGGCCUGCAGGCAGCAAGAAUCGCUUUUCCAACUACUAAUAGAAGAAAAGAAAGAAGGAGAAAAGAACAAGAAAUUCAUAAAUGACUUCAAAACAUUGGCUGAUGUGCUGGUACAGGAAGUUAUAAAACAGAAUAUGGGCAACAAGUUUCCAGGCUUGGAAAAUCAUAUUUAUGGAGAAGAAUCCAAUGAAUUUACUAAUGAGCUGGGAGAAAAGAUCACAGUUAAAGUAUGUCCAACAGAAGAAGAAACUGCACAACUUCUUAGUAAAGUUCUUAAUGGUAACAAAUUGGCAUCUGAAGCACUGGCCCAAGUUGUCCAUCAAGACAUUUCAUUUGAUGACCCACGUCUGGAUUUGGUGAAAAUCGAUAUUCCACAAGAUAUCAUGGGAAUGUGGGUGGAUCCUAUAGAUUCUACUUAUCAAUACAUAAAAGGGUCUGCUGACAUCAAGCCUAAUCAAGGGAUUUUUCCAUGUGGACUUCAAUGUGUAACUAUAUUAAUUGGUGUUUAUGACAGACAAACAGGGGUGCCUUUGAUUGGAGUCAUCAAUCAACCAUUUGCAUCACAAGAUGUAAAAACACUCAGGUGGAAAGGGCAGUACUUUUGGGGUCUUUCUUAUAUGGAUUGCAACAUUCAUUCACUUCAGCUUUCCAAUGAGAAUGGAAAUGAUGGUGAAGCAGCCAGCCAGCUGGCUGAAGAGGCUAACUGUGAACCUAAAAUCACCCAGCACUUUUCUGCUGUCAUUAGUACAAGUGAAAAGGACACUAUCAAAGCAGCACUAUCCAAUCUAUGUGGUGAAAAUGUUUACGGGGCAGCUGGAGCUGGGUACAAGAGCCUUUGUGUUGUACAAGGUCUUGUUGAUGUUUAUAUCUUUUCUGAGGAUACCACAUUCAAAUGGGACUCCUGUGCAGCUCAUGCCAUAUUGAAGUCAAUUGGUGGAGGAAUGGUGGAUUUGAAGGAGUGCUUAAAAAGAAAACCAGAUACUGGGCUUGAUUUGCCGUAUUUGUUGUACAAUGUAGACAAUCAAGGAGCUGCUGGUGUAGAUCGAUGGGCCAAUAAAGGUGGACUUGUUGCUUACCGAUCACAGCGACGGCUAGAAACAUUCCUGAAUCUGCUGAUCACAAACUUGUCACUUUCUAGUACAUUGACAUAGAUUGGCACCUGCAAUCAGUGUACAUUUGUCUUACACCAUAACAGUAUUUCUGAUUACCUUUAUCUCUAAAAUAGCUUUGUAUUAUUUUAUGAUUAAAUGUUCAAGUUCAUCCAAGGAAUUGCAAUUCCUAUUUGCCCUUAAAAGCAGUUUGUUUUCUCUUACUAUGCUCUAAAAAGCAAAAAGAGUCCUUCAAAACUGUUUUCUCAAAAGAGCACGAGAUUGAUGUCUGCUCCCCGCCCUCUCGUGGCUAUUUGGAGAAUCUGCAGUAUUCUCUAUCCAAGUACUGAACUCUUAAUGGGAGGAUAUUUAGUAUGCAGACAAUUGAAAUUUCAAAUCAUGGUCCAUAUUCUGAUUUUUUCUUUGUAUUUCCUUCCAGGAUUCUCUGAUUAUCACUGUGUACAAAUAAACAUUAGUUAAUAUGAACCAAUCAAUAUUUAUUACUAAACAUCUACAACAUCAGGUACUGUGCUAAGUGCUGUUGAUACAAAAUGAGGCAAAAAAUCCUCAAAAAGUUCACAAUCUAAUGGUUGAAUCAAGAUAAACUUAUUCUACUAUAUGUAAAAGCAGUUCAUUUUGAGAUAUUAGCUUUACCCCUAGAGUUGCUUAAGCUUUUUGCAGAUAUUCUGUAAAAUGAGAUGAGUAAAUUGGUAGGAAUUAUUAUCUAUAUUUUAGGAAAACUAGUGAAGACCAGAUAAAGUGACUGUGAAAUCUAAUAUUCCUCACUGAUGUAAAUCAUUUAAUUUACAAAAUGCGCAGUUGGUCUUUUUGUUUAACAGCUUCACACAAACCAGUUUUGUUUUGUAAACCAGGUAUCUUAUUUAUUUUCUUCCUUUUUUUUUUGAUUAUUGUAAUUAUUAUGUAUAAUUAACAUAUAUGUGAUAAAAACCAAACUGGAAUAAAGAACUAUGUAGCAUGCAGUAGUGCUAAGAUUAUGUUCUUUUUUUUUUUGUCUAUAAUUUGAGUAAAUGAUUGCCAUAUAUGUAACAGGGUUUUAGAGACUCUGAGCCUCGUAUAGAAUCAGGUGCAUUCAUUUGUUGGUAGUAACAACUGUAAACUUCCAACUCUUAGCCUAUGUGAUUCAUGACCUUUAUUCAUUCUAAUUUUGGGUGCUAAGGCAAUAAAGGAUUAUGUGUCCA